UAAUUGCUAUAACCAUCAAUGGAUUAUUAUUUUUAUUAGUGAUUAUUGUGAUCAACAAAGUAAUUAAGACAUAAUUACCCGUUUAUUUUUUCAAUUAAAUUGUGAUUCUUAUUGUUAUUGUGAAGAAAAAAAAUAUCAACAAUAAAUUAUAUUCUUAAUUGUUGACAAUCAAUCUAAUCAUCUUUGAAUUUUCUUAAUUUUCAACGUUAAUCAUACGUAAAUUGUAUAAAUCAAAGACUUUUCCGCCAUUUUCUUCAUUUCUCAUCACUUAAUUUAUUCAAAUUCUUAUUCUACUCAGUGGAUUUUCUCAAUUUGUUCAUUUUCUUCUUCCCAAAACCUGUUGCUGUUUCCAAGAGAGAAAAAGAAGAAAACAAAACAAUCUCAUCGCCAUUGGAAUUAUUUUUCAUCUUCAAUUGUUCAUCUUCUUUUUGUCUUCUAUUUUCCAACUCAUUUUCUUUUCUAUUCGGUUACCAUGGGAUAUGAUCCAUCUUUAUUUAUUUCUAAACUUGACUCUGAAUUAAAGUGUCCAAUCUGCCAGGGUGUUGUAGAGAAACCUGUUCAUGGGAUUAAUUGUAAUCACAUUUACUGUUCAACUUGUAUACGUUCAUGGCUUCGUCAUUCCCUUACCUGUCCCCUUGACCGAUGUUCAUUGAAUGAAUCACUACUCAGACCCGGUCCCAGGAUAAUUGUUUCCUUGGUGAAAAAUUUGGAAAUCAGAUGUUCAAAUUAUAUGCAUGGUUGUUGCUGGACAAUGAAACUCUGUGAAUUGGAUCAACAUUUAACUUGGUGUUCAUUUAAAGUCUCAACAAAUGGUGAUAACAUUAAUAAUUUAUUAUUUGGUACCAAUGGUCAAUCAUCUCAUGGAUCUAUUGUUGUUGAUUCUAAUCAUUGCUCAUCUUCAAUAACAACAACAACAACAACUUCAUCUUCAUCUUCAUCAUCAACACCUACAACUCUUUGUUCACCACCCAAUCCAAUUAAUGAGAUACGACAAUUGAGAAAUAUUUGUGACAAAAGAAGUGAAUUAAAAGAAUUGAGAGAUUUGGUUAAUCAGCUAACCUGUGAUAUGGAAACUAUUACCGCCUCCGGGGAAAUAAUCACACAACGGGUCAAGGAGAUUAGUGAGAAUACAGAUUGUGUACUUCGUUACCUACAAUAUGCUCAAAGUCAAAUGAUGAGGAUCUUUUUAUCUCGAGAGGAACACGAACAACUUAUGUCCAACCUUAAAUUGGACAAUUCGCUGGUCAAUUGUACGGUUCUUAAUCUAAGUGAAUUUAUGACACCCGAAAUUUUAAUGGAAUACCUGAGACAAAAUGGAAUGAAACCAAUUAAAUGUGUCAUGGGUCCUUAUUCAUUUAAUCGUUCUCGUAAUUUCUGUGUCACCGUUAGAUUAUCCGAUUUAGAUAAAUUGUUAGACGCUAAUUUAUGGCCCAUCGGUGCAGCUCUUACAAUUACCAAUGGUCGCAAUAAAUCACCAGUAAUCACCGGUAAACGAUCAAAAAAUACGUCAACUUUAUGCCUGGAAUCUGGUAUAAGCGAGUAAUUGUUUUCCUUGAUCAACAAUUAAACUCAAUUUCCUAAUCAUAAUUAACUUAAUUGUCUCAACGGUCAUCAAAUAAGACUCUCUUAUUUAUGGAUUUAACCCCAGAUUCGGAACAAUAACAAAACCAUCAUGAAAACAAAUCAAUUGAAUUGAUGAAAUUAAUGUAAUAAGAUAUGAACAAUA
Panonychus citri (citrus red mite) is the source of this 1726-nucleotide messenger RNA. RefSeq lists its product as uncharacterized. Lineage: Eukaryota; Metazoa; Arthropoda; Arachnida; Trombidiformes; Tetranychidae. The transcript is spliced from 2 exons. The record is from RefSeq and is a predicted model, not a curated record. Bases 473 to 1543 code for a protein of 356 amino acids.